GUCAGGUUUCUAAUGCAGCCCUUCAAACACCAUACGAAAAACACGGCACCUUAUGUAGCGUAGAAAAAGGUUCCCGGCUUGUUCUAAGAGUUCCUGAACAAAUUAAUGGAGAAAUGUCUUUAUCAAUUUGUGAAGUGCGAAAUGCUUUCCCAGCUCCGAUAAUAGAAAUAAGCGUUGACAAAGUUGUGAAAACAGAUGUUCAACAAAACGAUUUAUUUAAUGGAUCUUCACAUACGUUUACCAGCACAGCAACCAUGACAAAGACGAACAAAACAUGGAAUGGAAAACGAAUGUGCUGUACCAAGAAAACCAAAUACGAGUUUGGUCUUGGAAAUGUGUCAGUAUGCAAUAUCCGCCGUUGGACCUUUCGAUGUCUUUACACAAUACACAUGACUAUAAUAAGAAUGGUUACAACUGUUUCUUAAACAUGUCUUGUGAAACAGAUGCAUCAAAUCCGCCCUGUACAAUUGAAUGGUCAAGUGACAACGAGGAUUUAAGAUACGUUUAUAUAAAAAAAACCGGACGAAUGGUGACAGUGGGAGAUACCGUUCUAUUUCCAACGUGCUCUUCAGUGUCACGACAGGCAUGGCUGGUGGAACUAUUACAUGUUCAACAAGGUGCGAUCAUUUCCCAUCUGCUUUAUAUAAAGACUAUUCAUUAUCUUCUUCAGAGUUUUUUAUGGAAUCAGAUAUUAUAAAGGAGAGCAGCCCUAAAAUACUUAACUUAACCUGCCACUCUGGUGAACCAUGCAUACCAUGUGAAAUUGUGUGGAGCAGCAACUCUGUUUAUCUUUACCCAAUAUCGACAUCGCAAUGGACAAGCAACAGUGGCUCCGGCUACAUAAGUGUUUCAAAUGCGCUCUACUUCAUUACUAAAUAUGUGGACGGAAAACGGAUACAGUGUUCUGUAAAUUGUUCGAACGAGUCUUCAUAUUCAAUCAAUAGAACAUACACAAUUUCCUUUCAAGCUGUUCAAGAAUCAACUACCAUCUAUACAUCCGUUGUAACCAAACAAUGGCAUACGGCGGUUCUUUGUGCCUUAUCAGGAACCUUACUACUUGCACUUGUUACAGCGUUGACCGUGCUUCUCUUUCUUCGAUUCAAACCUCAUGCGUAUGAAAGGUUCCUACGCCUAAGAGGACCUGUAGCUAGCGAUCCUAGUAGACAUGUGUACGAUGCUGUACAGUCUACUGUUGAGACAACUGCGCUUCACGAUAUAAGAAGAAUAUCUGCAAUGGUCCUGUGAACACAUCUCCACUAUCGGUCAUGGAAGAACACCAAGUCCGCUCAAACAAAAACGUAUGUCACUACGACUAUGUGGAUACUGCAUCCGUCCAACAAGACCAAAGGACAAAUACAGCGGCUGGAACUUAUAUACACGCGAUAUAAAGCCACAUAUAUGACCAAUCAAAGUGUGUAAUUGUAAACACAACCAAUGUCCGCGUACUGCCACUCAUCCGGUACACGCCCUUGUCUCAGAGAGCGUUGACUUUUAGUUAAAUAAAGAGGUUGUUUUCAAAGUCAUUUAGAUUACCUGAAGUAAAACCUUUCUGGUUAAGA
Molecule: messenger RNA, 1559 nt
Organism: Mya arenaria
Lineage: Eukaryota; Metazoa; Mollusca; Bivalvia; Myida; Myidae
Exons: 7
Coding region: 586-1245 (219 amino acids)
Source: RefSeq, a predicted model, not a curated record